GAGGAAGAGGAAGAGGAAGAGGAAGAAAAGGAAGAAUCUGUUAAAUCUGUUAAAGAGGAAACAAACAGAAAGAUGCAGUGCGACGACGUGAUCUGGGAUCUGAUCGGGAACAAACAGUUCUGCUCCUAUAAAGUCAAGACGAAGAGUCAGAACUUCUGUCGUAAUGAAUAUAACAUCACAGGUUUAUGUAACCGUUCAUCAUGUCCGCUCGCCAACAGCCAGUACGCCACUAUCAGAGAGGAGAAAGGUCAGUGCUUCCUGUACAUGAAGGUGAUAGAGCGAGCAGCGUUUCCUGCUAAGAUGUGGGAGAAGGUGAAGCUCAGUAAGAACUACGAGAAAGCUCUGGAGCAGAUCGACGAGGCUCUGAUCUACUGGCCUCGCUUCAUCAGACACAAGUGCAAACAGAGAUUCACCAAGAUCACCCAGUACCUCAUACGCAUGCGCAAGCUAGUGCUGAAGAGACAGAGGAAGCUGGUUCCUCUCAGCAGGAAGGUGGAGAAGAGAGAGAAGAGGAAGGAGGAGAAAGCUCUGAUCGCUGCUCAGCUGGAUAACGCCAUCGAGAAGGAACUGCUGGAGAGACUGAAACAGGGAACGUACGGAGACAUCUAUAACUUCCCGGUCCACGCCUUCGAUCGAGCUCUGGAGAAACAGGACGAAGACGAGAGCGAGGAGGAGUCCGAGGGCGAAGAGGAGGAAGAGGAGGAGGAAGAUGACGAGGACGUCGGGAAGAGAGAGUUUGUAGCAGAAGACGAAGUAGACGAGAGCGACCUGGACGACUUCGAGGAAAUGAACAAACUGAGGACGAGCAGCGACGAGGAAGAGGAGGAUGAAGAGGAGGAGUCCAGUGAGGAUGAGGAGGAGAUGGAGGUGGAGACGAAGGCCUCCAGGUCUAAAGGCAAAUCUCCCGCCAACGGCUCGGCGGCGAGGAAGAAGCGAGCGUACGUUGAGAUCGAGUACGAGCAGGAGACGGAGCCCGCCUCCAAGAGCAGGGCGGCGACGUCGUGAUGUCACAGCCCGCGCCGGCCA
Messenger RNA from Scomber japonicus (chub mackerel), 1026 nucleotides. RefSeq names its product protein MAK16 homolog. The coding region runs from base 73 to 1005 and encodes 310 amino acids. The transcript is spliced from 9 exons. Gene Ontology annotation, biological process: maturation of 5.8S rRNA; maturation of LSU-rRNA. NCBI's taxonomy places the organism in Eukaryota, Metazoa, Chordata, Actinopteri, Scombriformes, Scombridae. Gene Ontology annotation, cellular component: nucleolus; preribosome, large subunit precursor. The record is from RefSeq and is a predicted model, not a curated record.